Messenger RNA from Corythoichthys intestinalis (scribbled pipefish), 963 nucleotides. RefSeq names its product gremlin 1a, DAN family BMP antagonist (gene grem1a). Bases 53 to 586 code for a protein of 177 amino acids. Lineage: Eukaryota; Metazoa; Chordata; Actinopteri; Syngnathiformes; Syngnathidae. The transcript has 2 exons. Gene Ontology annotation, molecular function: receptor ligand activity; BMP binding. Gene Ontology annotation, biological process: animal organ morphogenesis. The record is from RefSeq and is a predicted model, not a curated record.
CAGGACAUCCCAAGUAAACAGACGCGUGGUCUCAAGAUAAGCAUCAGUUUCCAUGAUGAGAAGUCCGUCAUUUCUGAUCUUCACGGUUCUUGUUCUGCACAGCACACCAAGGACGCAUGCCGCCACCUUUCAAAGUGCUUUCCCGCACCCAAACAAAUCCAACCCUGACGAAACGGAGCGAUGCCAGCCACCUCCUAUCAGUGGAUUCAUUACCCGUGGAAUGGCGCCCGGAGCUAUCACCGAGGAGGUUCUGGAGUCCAGUCAGGAGGCUCUGCACGUCACGGAGCGUCGGUACCUGCGGUUGGAUUGGUGUAAAACCCAACCGCUCAAGCAGACCAUCCAUGAAGAGGGAUGCCUAAGUCGAACCAUCAUAAAUCGGUUCUGCUACGGCCAGUGUAACUCCUUCCACAUCCCGCGGCACAUUUACCAGGACGGAAACGCCUUCGAGUCCUGCUCUGCUUGUAAACCUAAAACCUUCAGCACGGUCACUUACACGCUGUUCUGUCCCGGAAAGACGCCCGGUACCAGGAAGAAACGGGUUCAGCGCGUGAAGCAGUGCAGGUGUACUACAAUAAACAUGGAUUAGAGACGAUUAUUAUGCAAAACAGAGCAUGGACGUCUUUUUGUAAACCUGACAACAGGAAUUUGAAAUCGUUGAGAAAAGAGCUACUAUCUUUAUUUCAUCAUCAAUUUCAAGUAGAUGGACUCAAUCCGAAUGGGGCUCCAACAUUACAGUUAGAAGAAGAUACCAAAAAUGUUCUCAUUAAGAAUUUAUGGGCUCAUUUUUGCAUUACUUGCAAGUUGCAUGGUGAGAAAACAUUUUGAUGAAAUUAAACUGUAAAAUCAGUUUGGCUCAGCAAUAAAAAUCAACACUUUAGAUUUAUUAUUAUUAUUUUUUAAAUAACAUGCAGUGGUGUUACCAGGGUACCAGGUGUAGGUGGGCAUUAGUCUUACCUGGGGGGG